UAAAUAAAUUUUCAGUCAACUCCAACUGUGAUCAUCACUUCUAACAUUAAAUCUUCACAACACUUGAAUCAAGAAUUUAAUUUUCUGCAACAAUCUUUGUUUCAUCAUCUUCCCCAACAAGACAAACCCUCAAAUCUUCAUCUUUUUUCCCCCAAAAAGAUGUUCAAAUCUUUAUCACGUAACAAACCACCAACCGGCCACCAUACUUUCAACAACUACUACACCAACUGGAUAACCACCAUGAAAACCACCCAUCUCCCCAAUCUCCGCCACCACAUGUCCGCCUCCACCCCCACCCUCCUCUCCGCCCACGUUGAAAUCCUCCACCACCACUUCAAAUCCUACUACCACGCCCUCGACCUCGCCGCCUCAGCCGACGUCUCCCAAAUCCUCUUCCCCUCCUCCCACCGCAACCCCCUCGAACUCCCCUUCCUUUGGCUCGGUGACCUCCACCCCUAUCUCUUCACCAACCUCAUCCGAUCAUACCUCAUUCAACACGAUAGUUCUUCGGUUAUCGACCCUGAAAACGACGAAUAUGAUAGAGGGAAUGGAGAUCAUGAAGUGGGAAGUGAAAGUGGACGUGAAAGUGAAGAGGGUAUGGAGGAAAUUGAAGUGGGGGAGUCUUGUGAGUUUUUGAAGAAACAAUGGCCGUUGAUGAAUGCAUGGAAGGUUCAGUCUAGUAAAUUAACGGCUAGGAUUGAUCAGAUAGAGCGCGGGUUGAGGUUGAUGGUGCCGGCGUUGAUGGAUAGGGUUAGGAAGGCUCAGGCGGGGUUUGUGGCGAAAGUGGGGUCCGGGGAGGCGACGGCGGCAGUGGCGGCAGCAGAGAUGGAGGAGGAGAUGGUGGGGAUUGUGAUGGAUGCUAAUAGGUUGAGGAAAGAUGUUAUAUCUGAGAUUGUGAGUGUGAGUAGUGUGUAUCAAGGUGCUUUGUUUCUUGAAGGGUUGGCCCAAUUUCUUGUUGGGAUUAGAGAUGAGAAGAUGUUGUUGGAGUUUAAGAAGUGUAAAAGAUUGAUGAAAUGAUGAUGAUGGGGAUAUUGUUGUAAAGAUCAAAGCUUGAUGAUCUUUGGGGAUAAAGUUCAAGAAUCAAGAUUAGGGUUUCAUCAAGUGUUUGUAAUUAAUGUUUGUUUGUUUGUUUUAGUGGUUUUGGGGGUGGGAAGUUGUUGCAGGAAAUGUAAGUCAUUGAUCAAAUGAAGUUUGAUUGAUGAUGAUCUUGUAAAGAUCAAAGCUUGAUGAUCUUUGGGGAUGUGUUUCAAGAAUCAAGAUUAGGGUUUCAUCAAGUGUUUGUAAUUAAUGUUUGUUUGUUUGUUUUA
Molecule: messenger RNA, 1307 nt
Organism: Helianthus annuus (common sunflower)
Lineage: Eukaryota; Viridiplantae; Streptophyta; Magnoliopsida; Asterales; Asteraceae
Product: protein INAPERTURATE POLLEN1
Exons: 2
Coding region: 160-1017 (285 amino acids)
Biological process (GO): DNA-templated transcription
Molecular function (GO): sequence-specific DNA binding
Source: RefSeq, a predicted model, not a curated record